Teleopsis dalmanni is the source of this 957-nucleotide messenger RNA. Its product is annotated as odorant receptor Or2-like. Gene Ontology annotation, biological process: sensory perception of smell; detection of chemical stimulus involved in sensory perception of smell. The record is from RefSeq and is a predicted model, not a curated record. The transcript is spliced from 7 exons. Gene Ontology annotation, molecular function: odorant binding; olfactory receptor activity. Gene Ontology annotation, cellular component: plasma membrane. Lineage: Eukaryota; Metazoa; Arthropoda; Insecta; Diptera; Diopsidae. The coding region runs from base 1 to 957 and encodes 318 amino acids.
AUGAUAACUUAUGCCGAUUUAAAACUUUUUUCCAUAAAUGUGAAAUUAUGGAAAGUUAUGGGUAUUCUAGAAAGCAAAAGUUAUAAGAGAGCUGUGGCAAUCACCGCUUUGCCCAUUGUUAUGAUCUUUGGCGUAUUCUACGACGGUGACCCCGAGCUAAGUAAAAUACUUCGUGAAGGUAUCCGUCGUGCUAACAAAAUUUCAAAAUAUGGCUUAAUCAUCACAAGCAUUGCAUGUUUUGGUACAACAUUAUACCCGCUUUUAUUAGAAAAUAGAAAAUUACCUAUUAAAAUUUCUGUACCAGGAAUUAAUGUAUUAGAAAGUCCCUUCUAUGAAAUAAUAUAUUUUGUGGAAUACUUUUUAAUUGGCCCAUGGGCAUUAUGCACCUACAUACCCUUUACUAAUUUAUUCAUAUCUUGGAUUAUAUUCGGGAUUGUUUUUCUACGUUGUUUACAACAAAAACUAUCAAAAUUGGGCGAUAUGAAUAAUGAUGACAUGUUAAGGAUCCUAAGAGAUUGUGUAAAAAUGCAUAAGUGGAUUAUAAGAUAUCACGAACAUUUGAACGAACUAGUUUCAUUCGUUAAUCUAGUUGAGUUGCUUUUCUCGGGGCUCAUGGUUUGUGUGCUAUUAGUUUUCAUAACAGCGUCAAAGAGUUGGAUGAUAAAAUUUCAUGGUUCAAUUUAUAUUUUUGGAUGCUUAUAUACGCUCUUCUUGUCAUAUUGGCAUGCAAAUGAGUUUUCACUGGAGAGUGAAAAAGUCGCUGAGUCUGUUUAUGGUAUCAACUGGAUGAAUGGCAGUAAAAAAUUAACAAAAUGUAUAGUAAUCAUGAUGAGUCGCAGUCAACAAAGCUUACAGUUCCGUGCUGGUAAUUGGUGCCCAAUGACUCUGGAGACAUUUCAAGCGUUACUAAAUGCUUCUUAUUCAUUUUUUACAUUGAUGCAGCGCUUUUCACCGUAA